Messenger RNA from Astyanax mexicanus (Mexican tetra), 6160 nucleotides. RefSeq names its product RLF zinc finger (gene rlf). Gene Ontology annotation, biological process: regulation of transcription by RNA polymerase II. Gene Ontology annotation, cellular component: nucleus. The transcript is spliced from 8 exons. The record is from RefSeq and is a predicted model, not a curated record. Gene Ontology annotation, molecular function: DNA-binding transcription factor activity, RNA polymerase II-specific; DNA binding. Lineage: Eukaryota; Metazoa; Chordata; Actinopteri; Characiformes; Acestrorhamphidae. Bases 31 to 5943 code for a protein of 1970 amino acids.
UUUGCGGACGCGCCGUGGCUCGCGCUGAAGAUGGCGGACGGAGCGGAGGCGGAGUGGAGCAGCCCGGCCGAACACGACGCCUUCUGGGCCAUGGAGAGCCUGCAGGCCACGCUGCAGCAGCUGGAGGCCGGGCUACGGCACCGCGACGUGUCCGAGGAGUCCUCCACCGAGUACUGCGAUAACUUCUGCCAGGCGCUGAUGCACUUUGCUGGGAGUCGGAACUCUGUGGAGCAUGGUCUGUCCCUGCUGGAGGUCUACUGUCUCUCCAUUAACUGUUUUGCAGCAGCGAGGCCACACCUCACUGCUGAAUCUCCCAGUGUUGCUCUUGUGCUGAAGAGACUCGCACUGAGCUGCUUUGAGCUGCUUCUCUCUGUGCCUCAGAAUGAGAUCCCAUUCGAAGCCUGGCUGCAGUUCCAUGGUUCUGUGCAGGCCGCACAUGAAGCCAUGUUGCAGUACGGGAGCAUAGACCUCCAGGCUCUUCUGCAGAUCACAGGAGAGGGCGGGGCAUGGAGUAACCCAGCACUUGUUGCCCUGCUUACCGGACAACCCACAGAUGAAGAUGAGGUGAAUGCCUACCUCGCAUUGGAGGGGGAUGACUUUUUAGAGAUGAGGAUCAAGCAUCUGGAGAAAGUUGGAGAGGUUGAGAAGGCUUUGAUUCUGACUAAAGCCUGCGGUAACUGCAGCCUUCUGCUCGGACAGGCCACCUUUCGCCAAACGUUUGUGUCACAACUAUGCCAGCUGCUGCCCAGUGAGGAGGCUAUUCUGGAGAUCUCCAGGCUGGAUGGCAAGGAUGUUCUGGACAUCAUUUGCAAUAUGGAGACGGAAGGUGAUGAGAACACAGCCUUCAUCCUUUGCACCACAUACUUGACCCAGCAGCUACAACAUGAAAACCUGUACUGCUCAUGGGAGUUGACCCUGCUUUGGAGCAAGCUGCAGAGGAGAAUUGAUGGAUCCCUUGAAUCGUUUUUAGAACGGUGCCUCCAGUUUGGGACCAUAGCAAAAACUGUAUACCAUUUGCUGUUCCUCAUCCGGGUAAUACAAACUGAGACAAUGCACUUUGGUCUGGCAGUGUCAGUUGAGCUUUGUGUCAAAGCACUUCAGCUUCCAAAACAAGAAGACCCAGAAAUCAAAACCACUGUCUGCAAAACUGUUGCCUGUCUUCUUCUGGAUGAUUUGGAGGUGCUGCGAGCAUGCCAGCUCACAGAAUUCCUUCUAAGCCCCUCUCGAGAGGUGUUUGACAUCCUUGAGGACCUUUACAGGCGUCCAGAUCAAAAGUAUGAUGAGGAGAGUGGUAUUAUUCCCAAUUCACUACGAUGUGAGCUCCUGCUUGCACUUAAAGCCCACUGGCCUUUUGACCCCGAGUUCUGGGACUGGAAAACCUUAAAGCGCUACUGCAUUAAGCUGCUAGGACUAGAGCCUGAGGAAGAAGAAAAUGUUGUGUUGAGUGAAGUGUCCAAUAUUCAACUGGUGGCAAAUGAAGAGGAGGAAGGUGCUGAAAAAAAGGGAGAAACUGAGAAUGAUGAAUGCUGCCAUUUUGAACAACAGGAGAAUACACAGCAUGAGGGGGAUGAAAAGAAGGCACAGCAACAGAAAUCAGCAAAGAAGGAAGUGCUUUGGACCUCUGAAAGGGCCAAAAGGUGGCAGAAGUUUAAGUUCUUCUGCCAGCUAUGCCAGAAAGAGGUAAUUGAGCCACGAUUCCUCCAUCACUCCAGAAAGCACUUGAUGAAUGAUGUGUGGACAUGUCCAGUGUGUCUGCAAAAAUUUCAUAGCAAAGAGGACCUUGUUCCACAUUCCAAAAAACACCUUCGGAUGCCUACCAGAGUGUGCCAUUUGAGAAAGAAGAAGGUUAAAAAGAAGGAGAUAAAGGAAGACAAGAAGAUGGAGUUUGAUGUUGAGACAGAAGAGGAUGACCUAAAUGACUUAGAGCCUGGCCAGAUACCUUUGGACCCAUCUUUAGUCAUGUAUUACCAGUCCACACGUGAUCCAGUUGUGUUGAAACACAUUUUGGAGCAAGCCGCCUCUGUGCCUAAAAAACAAGACGAUGAUGAUGAUUACAUCACAUUUGACUACAUUUAUAAACAUUUUAAGAUUCAGGAUCGUGAGGUUUAUCCAUGUCCUGCCAGUGACUGUUCAAAGACCUUCAAGCUUUUUAAGUACUUGGGGGUUCAUCUAAAGAACGAACACGAUGAUUCAGACCCCAACGUUAAACAUUAUUUGGAGAUGAAAGACAGACGGGAGAAGUGCACGUUCUGUCGAAGGACGUUUAUGACUGCCCAUCACCACCGGAAUCACCGCCACGUGCAUUAUGGAGACCAUCCGUAUAUGUGUGUGGUUGCAGGUUGCGGUGCACAUUUUAAUACCACCAAUGAACUCCUUGUGCACAAACACAGCCACGGCUUUCGGCUGUCUUACCACUGUGAACUUAAGGGCUGUACGCUCUCCUUCUGUGACCUGGGUCAGCUUUACCACCAUGAGGCUCAGCACUUCCGUGAUGCAGCAUACACCUGCACCUACCCAGGCUGCAAGAAGUUUUACUACUGUCGAAAGGAAUUCCUGAAGCACUUAGACACCCAUUGCAUCACCUUCACAGAAAAGGACUUUGAGGCGCAGAGGAAAGCCAAGCGGAAACUUCUGGUCACCGCUGUAGAGGAUGAUGCCAAUAGUAAAACGUCCCAAGGGUCAAAGAACGGAUUGCUUAAUGCGGCACAAAAUAAACUCUCACCCUCACAACAGCUGGAAUGCAAGUCCAAGACUUCACUGACUUGUGUUGCUGUGUGUUUUGAUGGUAACAAAUUCACCUGUGGCCUAGAGAAAUGUGGUAGGACCUUUAGAAAAGCUAGAGAGAUCCAAAAGCACUUGAAAAUUGUCCAUCCUGACCAGUUUAAAGAAGAGAGUAAGGAUUGCAAAGAACUGGAAAAGGAAAGUCCUUCGAAGGAUAUGCCCAUUAAAGACCAUAAAAAGAUCCAGCACAAAAGUCCAUGUGAGCCACCCAGUCAGGACUCCUGUCAAGAAAAGGUUCUCUUGUCAUCUGCAGAUUCAUUGCGGUGUGAAUCUGCAUCUUCCGCAAAACUCAGUUCUCAUACAGGUCAGUCAGACCUCGGUGCGCUGACUGAAAUUGUGCUAGGCCUUAGUCAGCUCAGCCUUAAUUCUGCCAUCCCUGGCAUCAUUCGACGCCAUCCUCGAAGACAUUCUUCAGGAUCUAAGGUGUCCCAGGUGACGUCUCCCACUGCUUCAAAUGUCAGGUCUCCAGCAAAAGCAACGUCUAGCAAAAGUGAAGUGGGAUCUCAACAACCACCUCCUGACUCCAAGGCGCAACUGUGGACGGCAGAACUGCCUCACAAAGCAGAAUCGUCAACUAGGCAAAAACUUGCACUUACAACUAGAGAUGGUAAUUUUGAUAAGACCCCAACAGAAAGCAAUCUGGGUUUCCCAGACAUUAGCAAGCCUUACAUUUGUGAUGUUGAUGGCUGCUGCUAUCAGAGUGUUACUAGCAAUGCACUUGUCCACCACUAUGUAACAAAGCACGGAUUUUCUAAGAAGGAUGUAAAACAAAAGGAAAUUUUUAAUCCUCUCAAGUUCAGGCCUUUUAAGUGCCAACUCUGCACCAAGGGCUACAAAGAAAGGAAAGAGCUGAAGGCACACUAUCGCCUUAAGCAUAAUGAACAUAUAGCAGAUAUCAAACAAGUAAACAGCUCUUUGAAAAGAAAGAUUGAUGAUGUUCCACCUCCUGCUGUGGAGACCACUACUAAACUAGCUAUCAAACAAAGUUCUGCAUCUUCAAAAGCAAGAGAGGUUCCUGAGGAGAAAAAAAAGGAUGUUUCCACUUGGAAAGAUGGACCUCUUAACAAAGAGAGAAAGAUUGUGUGGGUGGGAAAGAUGGAGAAAAGUGAAAAAAUCUCGAUGGAAGAAAAGAGAGCAGGAAGUAAUCACUUUUCAUCAUUGAAAAAUGGCCCAGAAGGUGAGUCUACUGAAGAUGGAGCCACACAGGAGAGGAGGGCAAGUCAACGUUUGGUGACUAAAGGGAGUAAAUGUUUGGAUGCCACAGAGGAAGACAAGUCCUACUACUGUGUGCACAGGGGCUGUGGUGCUGCAUUCAUGAAGAGGUGCAAUCUUUUGCGCCACAUGCAAAAUAUACAUCACUACAAUGCGUCCCAGGUAUGUUGGGAAGGGGGUGAUGGCAACCGUUGUAAAUACAACGGUUGUAAUAAGUUAUUCAAUCAUCUGUCUAGUCUGCAAAGGCACUACCGUAAGGAACAUCAGGUAUCAGAAGAUCCUAUUCCGAGAUUCAAGUGUACCUUUGCUAACUGCACUGCAACCUACCACCUAAGGAGCAGCCUUUUGAGACACACCAACCAAUCUCAUCAGAACCAGACUCCCCUCAAGUCUGCAUGCCCUUUUUCUAUUCCACAUUCGCUCUCCAAAUUUAGCGCUUUCAAAAAGCACAUCUUCUACAAGCGCUGUGACUUCUCUGUUCCACUCGUGGUGCGUCUACAAAGUGCUCACAAGAGAGAUGGUUCCAACAGUGGCUGCCAAAAGAAACUGAUCAUCUCCUCCACCUCUUCUCAGUCUUUAAGGGUCCCCCAGCGUUUACCUUUAAGGCAGUCUUUAAAAUGCUGCAAUGUGGGCCUUGACUCUGGUCUAGCAGAGGAGAGCUUUGAACCCAUUGACGAAGCGCCAGAAGAGGACCCACGUACAAAAUGUGUCAAACUAAAGUCCAGGAAAAGGCAGGAAGAAUUUGUCUACCGAACACCUGAGGAGGCCUUGCAGAUGUGCCAAGAUCGCUGUUUACCUGUGGCUUACCCUUGCAUGGUGCAGAAUUGUGACUCUGUGGUUUCAAGCAUGAAAAGCAUGAUUCGGCACUAUUUGCAGUGUCACAAAAUGCGGCGGACCAUGUUAGGCAUUCACCAAGACAAGCUUUUUUACACAGCUGAAAAGCUAGAAGAACUGAUACAGAAGAAGUCUGCAGUGUCUGCCUUGCCAGAUUUGACCAGAGUUCCAAAUGGGGUCCUCAGGAUGGAAUAUCAAACUGAGCCGGAGAAUCCCGGGGGCCCUUCUUUGCUGAUGAGCCUUCAUUCGAUCAAAAAUGAAACAGCGGGGCAGGAGCUGGUUGAACAAUCAAAGGAGCAACCUCCUGAGAGUAGUCUGCAGACUGUUGGGGAUGAUGUACCUUGUAGGGAAUUUAACGGGUCAGCGAGCGAGCUUCCUGACCAAGAGAGCCCAGCUCACAAAGAGCGAGCAAAAACUGUGUCUCCAGCUCCUCCCCUUGUGCCAGCUCCACCACUUGACCUUUCUCCGCCCUCUACACUUCGAAUAACUGUUGACGAUGUUUUGCUUGAGCCUUUGGGCAAAGAAAGCACACCUGCUAGUGUCCCUGCUACCAUCUGUAUUCCUGCAAACCUGACUCCAACACGGCAGCCCCUGAGGUGGAAAAAUUCUGAGCCUUCUGAACCACUUUCUGCUGCACCUCUUCUACCUGCUCAAAAAGAUCAAGUUGCACAGAGCAUCACACCAAGGUCGUUUGAUAUUGCAGCAUACAAGCCUUUGGGGUUCGAGACCUCCUUCUUGAAGUUCAUUCAAGAGAAGGAUGAGCGUCUCCGAUGUGAAAGGGUACGGACAGUGGCGGUCUUGAACACCUGCUAUAAAGCCGAUCCUCUUCAUUGCUGCGAUCCUCACAGACGCAACGGCUCAGUCAAGGAGAACAACCAGAAGAGACUCGCCAUCUCUGGUUGCAGAAGGUCACGGUCAUUACCUCUCAAGCCCUUCCUCUCCAAAGGGGAGUGCAGCUCUAUGCAGAACCUGCGCUUCAUUUUGGAAAGGGCUUUGAGGGACUGUGGUGACAAGGCUAUAAAACAGCUGCAGUUCCUGAAGCCUGUCGUAGUUCUAGAAAGACCCAAGUCUUUUACCUCCAUUCUUGAUCUCCUACCAUCUGAAACUGAAGCAUAAACUGCUGCUUGGGACUUCUCAAGGCAGAUGAGCCUUUUCCCCAUAUUUUCUUUUUCCUUUUUUCUGGCGAACUAAAAGACUUCCAAAGUAUUUUUUUAAGUGUCAUUAUUACAAUUUGAUUAUUAUUUGCCAAACUGCCAAGGACAAAUACCUUGAUUGCCAUAAAAAAUGUUUAUAUGUGUAAAUAAGAUAAAUAAAAACAUUGUAAAAGAACAAA